Rotaria sp. Silwood1 is the source of this 879-nucleotide messenger RNA. Lineage: Eukaryota; Metazoa; Rotifera; Eurotatoria; Philodinida; Philodinidae. The record is from the annotation of a GenBank genome assembly.
AUGAAACAACUCAAUUCGUCUUCAAAUGGUGUUGUCAUUGCUGGUAACAAUGGUAAUGGUAAUGCAGCAAAUCAAUUUAAUGGUCCCAUGGGUAUCUACUUAGAUGUUAACAAUCGAUCAAUUAUAUAUGUAGUCGACAGUUCAAAUCACCGAGUACAACGAUGGAUUAUUGGAGGAACAUCUGGUACGACAGUAGCCGGUGGAAAUUCAAAUGGAUCGGCCUUAAGUCAAUUGAAUAAUCCCAGAUCAGUUAUUAGUGAUUCAAAUGGAAAUCUUUAUAUUUCGGAUACGAAUAAUCAUCGAAUAGUUAUGUGGGCUAGUGGAGCAACAGUUGGAAUACUCAUAGCAGGUACUAGUGGAGUAUCAGGUUCAACUGCAACAACUUUAAACUAUCCCAAUGUUACGGCUGUUCCACCAUGUACACCUCAAGCGACAUCAAGUGGAACAUUGUUUUCUGUUACAAAUCCAACAUCAUUCCCUUAUCCAAGUUACACUUGCUAUGCAUACACUUGGGUUGCGACUGGAUCAUCAGCAACAUUAUCCUUCUUUUUUCGUCAUGAUCCUGGUGGUUGGAUGCUAGACGAUGUUAAUGUUUAUCAUGGUUUGACACAAUUAAUUACGAACGGGGGAUUUGAAACUGGUAGUCUAACUGGAUGGACUUAUUCAGGUUCAUGCUUCUUUUCUACCGGUAUGGCGUACUCUGGAAGUAGCUUUGCUAAAUCAGGAACCUAUUACUAUUAUGAUCGCUGUCGUACGUAUGGUGAUACAAUAAGUCAAACAUUUGCAACAGUUCCUGGUGAUACAUAUGUUAUUAGUUUUUGGUUAACGAACUAUUGGUGCUGCUCAGCGACUGAAAUAGCCAAUGUGACAAUAACAUGA